GCGCAUGUAUCUGGCUUUUGAUCGCCACCUUCUUCCGAUUACCUGUAUCCGGGACGCACAGCAUUGUCGGAUCAACCAUGGGAUUCAGUUUGGUCCUCUUCGGUGUGAAAGCAAUCAACUGGAUGGGCGUCUUAAAAAUCGUAUCCUCGUGGUUUCUCUCUCCGUUGCUCAGUGGCCUCGUCUCAGUCGGUCUGUUCGUUUUGAUUCACUACUUAGUAUUGAUAAAGGAAGAUCCUCUAGAACCAGCGCUCCGUCUUCUCCCCGGUUUUUAUGGCACCAUGGUCGCUGUGAAUAUUGUGUCCAUUAUACUAGGCGGCUCCGAAGUGUUCCAAUUCCACAAAGUUCCCAUCUACGGAGUUUUCAUCCUCGGCUGCGGCGGUGGAACAAUCACAGUACUGUGUAUCAAAUUAUUCAUGCUUCCCUACUUGCGGAAACGCAUCAUUGCCGGUGAUAACGCCGGACCGGGGAUUUUGGACAAAAUGUACAUUGCCUGUGGUUGUCACAGACUGGAGAUGUUUUGCCGAAAAUGUAAACGAAAACGAAAAGGCAAACCGGAAAAUGACGUGACCGUUGAGACCCCGUCACAACUAGCUCCGAAAACCAACGACCUCCGAGAUAACGCAGCCAUUCCAGAGGUUGCAUUUGGCUCAAAUCGAAUUACCAAUACCCCGCAUGUCAAACCUCACGGUGAUACGGCGAAUAGACUUGCGGAUGGUCGGGCAACAGGCGACCAAGAAUGCCCAAAUCCUCCUCAUGUUGUACGGUCUGCCGGUGCUCGCAGAGUUGUCUCUAGAACUUUUGAAGUUGAACCAGUUGAACUGGCGAACAUGCAAACUCAACCGAAUGGAAAUCAGUUUAACGCCUACUGUACUUCCAUGCCAUCAGACUCGACCGAUCAUAUGUUGUCAAUUACCAAACGAGGGGUACUAGCUCAACCUUCACUGCCGGCCAUUGGGGAGGAGGAUUCUGAAGGUCGCGAACUUGUCAAGGAUCGCCCAACAGAAGCUAGAGUUUUUUGGCUUCUACAGAUACUCACCUCGGUCUUCGGUUCGUUCGCUCAUGGUGGAAAUGAUGUCAGCAACGCCAUCGGGCCACUGAUGGGUCUUUGGAUUAUCGGUGUGACGCAGGAUGUCAAUUCCAAGAUGGCCAAUCCUUACUGGAUCCUGGUCUACGGUGGCAUCGGUAUCUCUAUUGGUCUGUGGGUCUGGGGAAGACGAGUCAUUCAGACACUGGGAGAGGAUCUCACCGUUAUAACCCCUUCCAGUGGCGUGUGCAUCGAACUCGGUUCAGCCCUGACUGUGCUACUUGCUAGCAAAUUCGGUCUACCGGUAUCCACUACGCACUGUCAAGUUGGUUCGGUCAUUGCCGUCGGACGCUUUCGAUCCCGGGACAAUGUGGACUGGCGGAUCUUCCGUAACAUUAUAAUCGCCUGGGUGGUAACCGUGCCAAUGGCUUGUGGUAUCUCUGCUCUCAUCAUGUUUUUGUUACGAUUUGCUCUAUAGUUGAAGGCUUUUUGGAACAAACAGCCAGAUAAAACUUGUGGAAAACUAAGAUUUUUCUAUGUCGCUUUUUAGACCAUUUUUUCAACCUGUGUCAUCGCAGUCAACUUGUUAGUCGCUCUCAUUUUUU
Opisthorchis viverrini is the source of this 1629-nucleotide messenger RNA. RefSeq lists its product as hypothetical. The transcript has 9 exons. Gene Ontology annotation, cellular component: membrane. Bases 78 to 1502 code for a protein of 474 amino acids. Gene Ontology annotation, molecular function: phosphate transmembrane transporter activity. NCBI's taxonomy places the organism in Eukaryota, Metazoa, Platyhelminthes, Trematoda, Opisthorchiida, Opisthorchiidae. The record is from RefSeq and is a predicted model, not a curated record. Gene Ontology annotation, biological process: phosphate ion transmembrane transport.